This is a messenger RNA of Sinocyclocheilus anshuiensis, 2077 nucleotides long. RefSeq names its product calcium/calmodulin-dependent protein kinase type 1D-like. The coding region runs from base 1 to 1281 and encodes 426 amino acids. Gene Ontology annotation, molecular function: ATP binding; protein kinase activity. Lineage: Eukaryota; Metazoa; Chordata; Actinopteri; Cypriniformes; Cyprinidae. The transcript has 11 exons. The record is from RefSeq and is a predicted model, not a curated record. Gene Ontology annotation, biological process: protein phosphorylation.
AUGCUGAAGAGUGUGUUUGGUGUAUACAGCAGCAGCAUCAGCAGCAGCAGCAUAGCAACAGUGGGUGCGUUUUCAGAGGUGGUCCUGGCAGAGGAGAGGUCCACGGGAAAGAUGUUCGCUGUGAAGUGCAUCCCUAAAAAAGCGCUGAAGGGGAAGGAGAGCAGCAUCGAGAAUGAGAUUGCCGUUCUACGCAAAAUUAAGCAUGAGAACAUAGUGGCGCUGGAGGACAUCUAUGAAAGCUCCAAUCACCUCUACCUUAUAAUGCAGCUUGUGUCUGGAGGCGAGUUGUUCGACCGGAUCGUGGAGAAAGGUUUCUACACUGAGAAAGACGCCAGUACACUUAUCAGACAAGUACUUGAUGCUGUAAACUACCUCCACAGUAUGGGCAUCGUACACAGAGAUCUAAAGCCAGAGAAUCUGCUCUAUUUCAACCCUCAAGAUGGCUCAAAGAUCAUGAUCAGUGAUUUCGGUCUGUCUAAGAUGGAGGGGACAGGUGAUGUCAUGUCCACAGCCUGUGGAACACCGGGAUACGUGGCUCCAGAAGUUCUCGCUCAGAAGCCAUACAGUAAAGCUGUGGACUGCUGGUCUAUCGGCGUCAUUGCCUACAUCCUACUGUGUGGUUACCCUCCCUUUUAUGAUGAGAAUGACUCCAAACUCUUUGAGCAGAUCCUGAAAGCGGACUAUGAGUUCGAUGCGCCGUACUGGGAUGAUAUAUCUGAUUCAGCAAAAGACUUCAUCAGUUGUUUGAUGGAAAAGGACCCCUCAAAGCGAUACACAUGUGAACAGGCCCUUCGACAUCCCUGGAUCGCGGGAGACACCGCACUCUGCAAGAACAUCCAUGAGUCCGUCAGUCGACAAAUGCGCAAAAACUUUGCGAAAAGCAAAUGGAGACAAGCCUUCAACGCCACGGCCGUGGUUCGCCACAUGAGGAGACUGCAGUUGGGCAGUAGCAUGGGGAGCAGCAUGGACCAAUCGACCAACGCCAACCAGAACCGCAUACUGAACGCCAACCAGACUCCAACCCUACCACCCAACACAACACCAAACUCCACUUCAGCCCUUACUCAAAACCACAAACCUGCUCCCAACGCAAAUACCGUUCUCAUUAAUGAUAUGGCCACAGGAACCACCUCUAUACCACGCAAAGACUGUACUGCCCCUCCCCACACUUCCUGUUCCCUGGCAUCAGCUGCUUCCUCCUCUGCCUCAGGGGCGGAGCCCUGCAGGCCACUCCCUCCCUCAGUUGCGUCUGUGAGCACAGUGCUAACUGGGACCAAGUGACGCCAGGUUCUGUGGGGAGAGAGCUGGGAGGCCACCGCCCUGUGAGCCCCACCCCUCAGCCCACUCCCCGCCCUGCCGUCCAGUAAGGCAGAGGACUGACCCAUCGCCAUAGCAACCACCGAGAGGCUAAAAACACUGCGCGCACCUAACGCACUCCUGCCAUUUAACCUCCAGGCCACUAGAGGGUGCAAUGCAUGCAGCGACAGGAGAUGGAGAUUUCCAGCAGAAGGCUUCCAUUUUGAGAAGUGAAUUUGUGCGGCUAGACAGAACUGUGAUGUCUUUGAUAUGAAUGUGCAACGAACCUCGCCAGCCAUGAAAAAAAAUGAACGAAGAGCGCAGAGGUUUAGGUGCGAAAGUGUGCAUGAUUGUGUCCGCCCUUAUAAGAGGACGGCACCAAUGUCAAACGAUUCUUCUUACUAUAUCGUAAUAUGUCUAGCUCUUCCCUCUUACCCUCUGUUUUCCCCGUUUACUUUAUCUAUCUACUCACGAUUUAUUGUAUUUCUCGUUAGCUACCAUUUUGAUCUUUCGGGGUUUUCCACUGAUGUGUCAUGCUGACCUGCAGAAGUGCUUUUAAUAAUCACAUUAGACUGUUUUGCAACAUUUUUCGAGUCGAGACUUCUGUUUGCACAUACAAGAGAACAAGUAGCGCAAUUGCUAGUGUUUUACGAGAUGGGAGAUUACCGAUUUGAGACCUCACCGUCAGGUUUUAGCAUCGCGAAGUUCAAGAUAUCUUUUAAAACAUACAAUAUGUAUGAUUGUUAUCUUACUUAACUGGACUUUUUUUAAAAAGCAGAGG